GAGGAUGACGUCAUGCGCACAAAAAGGGCCUGGAGCCGAGUGCUAUUCCAACAGCAUAAGAUUUGCUAAGGAAGGAGGUAAACUUCUCUUGCAUUUUACAGGAGUUUCAGGUAUUUCGCUGCUUUUUAUUUUAACCUAGCUGUUCAAGAUGUGGAGCAUGUUCGGCAAGAAAAAGGAGACUCCUCCAACAACGCAAGAAGCCAUCCAAAAACUUCGAUCAACGGAGGAGUUGUUGCAGAAGAAGAGUGAUUUUCUAGAGAAGAAAAUAGAAAACGAGUUACAAAUAGCGAAGCAAAAUGCAUCCAAAAACAAACGAACUGCUUUGAAUGCUCUAAAGCGGAAGAAACGACUGGAAAAACAGUUGAACCAAAUAGAUGGGACACUAUCAACCAUCGAGUUUCAGAGAGAAGCGUUAGAAGGUGCAAAUACCAACACAGAAGUAUUAAAGAACAUGUCCUAUGCUGCUAAGGCGCUCAAGGCUGCUCACCAACAACUGGAUGUUGAUGAUGUUCAUGACAUGAUGGAUGAUAUCCAAGAGCAGACAGAACUUGCCGACGAAAUCUCUCGUGCUAUAUCCGAGCCUGCUGGUUUUGGCAUGGAUAUUGAUGAGGAUGAACUAAAUGCUGAGUUAGAUGAGUUGGAACAGUCAGAAAUAGAUAAACAAAUUUUGGAUAUUGGUCCUACAAGUACUGGACUUCCAUCUGUGCCUGAGACAGAACUUCCAUCUCGACCAGCAAAAGCCAAGAAGAAAACUGAAGAUGAUGAUUUGGCCGAACUGGAGGCAUGGGCAUCCUAGGAAAACGAAUACACUAUUCCAAUCGGGCUGUUUAUUAUGAAUUAACAUGUCUUAGUACACUGGGGCAGACUACUAAGCUUCAUAUACUGUACCUAGGAAUCUGUACAAAGCAAUACUGAAAACACAGUAAUUUCAGAAUUAAGCCAAUAGAAAUCCUGCAAGCAGUGUGACAGCCUUCCCUUUAUUUUAUAAAAAUACCCUAUUAUUAUUACAACAUAAUUACUAAAUACUGUGAAUAUUGAUUUUUUUGUUUGUUUAUUUUCACACUUUUGCAUUGCUUGAAAAUAGACAUUGCAAAAAUUCAAAAUCGUUCCAAAUGAGAUUCCCAAGUAUGCAAAAGUUAAUUCACAGUACAGUAGAAGUGACGUUCUUUGUGCAAUUUCUGUACUUAACCCUUAAGCUAGCCUCCUCCGCAGGCAACUCAUAAAGAAAAGGAGGGAAAGAAUGGGUUACCUGUGGCAAAAUUGCGGAGGAAGGAAAUUAAAGUUCAUAAAACCUUUCACUUAUAUCAAUCUAGCUAAAACAAAGCAUAGAAAACUUUCAAAUUCUGAAAAGGGAAUUCAAUUUGAUUGAAAUUUGAAUUUUCUACAGAUCUUUAAAAAUUUUCCUGGCCGCACGAAAGGAGAUUGAAUCGAGUGAACAAUUCCAAGUUUUGGUGGGAAAAUCCGAUACAACGUAUUUUCCUUAAAUCCGUUAAUAUUCAGAUACGGCAAUACCACAAAAUAUUGGCGAAGUGUUGCCUAUUGCAAUUCUUCCCACAAUAAAGUGAAGAAUAAUUUAAAGUCGAGAAUUGUAUGCGAAAAAAGAAAAUAUUGUUUUGUUGUAGGUUUCAAAAAAAGCGCGCGCUCGUGAGAAUGUCGUCAUUCUUGAUUGCGAAUGCAGCUCGCGCGCACAAUGCAAAAACAAUUCAAAGACUAAAAAAUAUCUGCUAAAUUUUGCAAAUUUGUUUCCUGAAGUUAAAUAAUCAUUUGACUACCAGGUUGAGAUAUAAAAAUGACUGUAAAAGUCGUAACCACACAACGUUCUUUAGCAAUAACUAAGAAGACACGAAGAGGGGAACCGGUUUAGCUCGCACAUAUGUUUUCUCAUGUAAUUUGGUUCACAUCUCGAUCUGCUUCACAAAUGACUGGACCCGGGCCUUUCAGUUCACUGCCUUUUUUCCGAAGGUUGACCAAAAUACCUCAAAAUUACAGAUUUGAUUUAUUUGCACGAACGCCUGUUUUAUAAGGUCCAUACGAACCACAUACCAUUUAAAGUCUAUCAACUCUGAAAGGUUAUAUGGACUUUAAGGUUUGUCACUACCAUUUUUUGCCACAUGAAACCCAAUCCUUUUUUUUUCUUUUUCUGCUCUUUGAGAUGCCUGUGGAGGAGGCUACCCUUAAGUCAUUUUUAUGGUAGAUAAUUUGACCAGUGGUGGGUAUCUUUGUAGGAAAAUAAUAGAAAUUAAAAGUAUUGGGAGCUCACAAUGCCACUUCUUAAAGUACAAAAAGUUAAAGGUGAUCUGACUUGGGUGGUGCAUAUUUCAUAGGCUAUGCAAAUGAUGCCAGCAGCUCAAGUAUUGAAUGAUAGAGGGAUAGCUUUAUUUUAUGCUAAGUGUUUUGGAUUUUGAAUAGAAAAUAUAACACUGCUACACAAGUCUGGCCAAUACCAUGUCUUUUUGUUUGAGUUGAAAUGAUGACAAUUGAAUUUUGCCAUAGUCAUGUUUGGACAAAUCUAUGUUCUGUUAAACCAAUAGAAUAUCUGCUGUACAGUUUUUUUUUAACAUUACUCAAGUCAAAUAUAAGGAUUUAUACUUAGUGAAGUAAUCUAUCUAGUGAUCUUUUAUUGAGUAAACAUCAUAACCACA
Messenger RNA from Nematostella vectensis (starlet sea anemone), 2642 nucleotides. RefSeq names its product charged multivesicular body protein 4b. The record is from RefSeq and is a predicted model, not a curated record. NCBI's taxonomy places the organism in Eukaryota, Metazoa, Cnidaria, Anthozoa, Actiniaria, Edwardsiidae. Gene Ontology annotation, cellular component: multivesicular body; cytoplasmic side of plasma membrane; ESCRT III complex. Gene Ontology annotation, biological process: late endosome to vacuole transport via multivesicular body sorting pathway; vesicle budding from membrane. Bases 149 to 796 code for a protein of 215 amino acids. The transcript has 5 exons.